AUGUAUGUUGAUUAAGGCAAUUACCCCUUGGCUUUGAAAAUUGCUAAGAGUCAUGCUCCUCAUAUGGUUGCAGAAUUAAAUAACAAAUAUGGCAAUGUAGCCAAUACUUAUAACAUGACAGGAGAGGACUUAUAUUAAAGUGCUUAGACUUGGGAAGAACAAAGAGAUUACUUAAAGGCUAUUGAGAUCUACUUGGAAGUCACCCCUUAAAAUACUUAAAGUGAAGAUGUGAUGACAAGAGCAUGGGAGAGAGCUAUUCAAAUAGCUGCCAAUUAUGAUAAAGAUAAGUAUCCAAGAAUUGUAUAGAUAGUUUGCAAGAGAUUAAUCGAAAUCAAGAAAUUAGAGACAGCAGCAUUUCUUUAUGAAUAAGUUGGAUAAUAUUAAGAAGCAGUUACUACGUAUGUUUAAGGUAGAGAAUUUGAAAAAGCAAAGUAAGUUGCACAAAUGAUUAAUAAUAAAGAAUUGAAUACUAAAUUGAUGGAUUACAUCACCAAAGAGUAACGUAAAUACGGAGCAUCAACAGGAUAAGCCAAUGUAAUGAUUGAAACUGGAGAUGUUGCAGCUGCCAUGGAAAUGCUAGCUUAAAAAAAUGAUUGGGGACAAUGCUUACAAUUAGCAGAUAAACAUGGAGUUGAAUACUUAAACAAAUAUCUGAUGAGAUAUGUUAAAAUCACUAUGUAAUAAGGAAGAUUCAGUGAAACUAUUCAAUCAUUGGCGACUUAUGGAAUGCCAAUUAUUUAAUAAAAUUAUCCAAUCUAUGAGAAUCUCGCAAUAGAAAUCUUUGUUGAAUGUGAUCCUAAAGAGUUGAAAUUACUUAGAUAAGCUUUGUUUGGAUUUAUCUAAGGAUUGGAAGCUGCUCAUGAAAUUAAAAGUGAAACUGGUAAGAAAUUUUUAAAAUUUGGCAUUGUUGCUCAUUUACUCAAUCUAAGAAAUUAAUAUGCUUAGGAUGGUAUUGUCAAAUUGCAUGCUCAAACUUGCAUUUCAUUGUUGAGAUACUGUGAUUUAGUUAGAAUUGAUUAAUUGUAUUUGGAUGCUGGAAGAGUUGCUAAGAAGAUCAAUUAGUUAGGAUUAGCAUUUGUUCUAUUGAAUAGAUAUUUGGAUAUAUACGAAGUUAUUGAAGAUCCUGAUAACAAUAAUGGAUUAGGAGAUGGAGCUGAAUUCUAAAAUAGUGAUUUACCCUCACCUUAUGAUGUACCAAUGCCAGAAAAGAAUUUGAUAAAUGACAAAGAGAAAGAAGAAAUAAGGGACUGGUUACUCUAAUUAAGUGUAAAUCAAAAUUAAGAUCCAGUACUUCCAACUAGACAAUGUGAUUGUGGAUAUUAAAUCUAUGAUGCUUCAUUGAGAUGUUUCAAAUGUAAGUAAACAUGGGAACCUUGCAUUAUAACUGGUAUGCCACUUCUUAAGAAUUAAACAAUUAAUUGUUAAUCCUGUGGAAAAGGAGCACUCAAAGAUGCAUGGAAUACAUAUUUACAAGCAUAUCCUACAUGUCCUUGGUGUAAUAAACACGCAAAAUGA
Messenger RNA from Paramecium tetraurelia, 1515 nucleotides. RefSeq lists its product as uncharacterized. The record is from RefSeq and is a predicted model, not a curated record. Lineage: Eukaryota; Ciliophora; Oligohymenophorea; Peniculida; Parameciidae. The transcript has 2 exons. Gene Ontology annotation, biological process: intraciliary transport. Gene Ontology annotation, cellular component: intraciliary transport particle B; ciliary basal body; axoneme.